CUGUCUGGUUGUAGCAUCACAGAGCUUGAUGGGAACUUUCACUCUGAGACCCUUUUAUGGAUAAGAAAACUGAGGCUGGGGUGGCAGGAGCAGCUUACUCCAGAGGUCCUCUCUCCCAGAGGGCUAGAGUUGGAUAAGCAGGGUCUCUGGGGGGCAGCAAGACCCAGCUCCAACUGUGGUUCUUCUGCCUUCUGGCUGUGUGACUCAGGCGGGUUGCUCAGCUUCUCUGAGCUGUUGUGGUUCGCCACUGCAGUGUGGCAGGUGUUGGUGCCUUGCUCGGGGAAUGCAGUGUCUAGCCUGGUAUCCUUAGAAAGUGGCUGAGGUUGGAGACUGCUGGGGCAGAGUCCCUGAAGCUGACCCAUUCCUGCCUUGGACCUUCACGGAGAUGCUGCUGGAAGUGAUGCUGUGUGCUGCGGACCCGCCUGGGGUUCAUGGAGUGGGCCACGGGGCCCAGCCCUGAGCACUGUUGUACCCAGGCUCGCCGCGCCUGCUGCUGAGGAGUCCCCGCACUGCUGGCUCUCACCACUGCCCUCGCCUGCCGAUGGCCUCUGCUGCCCAGCCUGGGGCCAGCUCUACCGCCUGAGCCCCCUGCCCCCCUCCAGGACUCACCGUACCCUGAUGGGGUAACGUGACAGAGGCCCCGCACGUCAGAGGCCGCUGUCCCCACGGCCGCUGCCCGUGACCCCUGGCCCAAGGCCUUUGGAGUUGGUUCAGUUCAAGUUCAUUCUUCCUUUGGCCCUUGGGGGCUUGGGGCCCACCUCUGAGUGAAGGGGGCUGUCUGCCCAUCCACCGAUGUGGAGAGGGCGCCCCCAGCGUGGGGUCCAGCUCUGGACGCUGCUUGGCGGCCGGAUUCUCUUUGGGCUUUUAAGUUUUCUUUGCUGAGGUAUUUUGGUUGUUCUUUUUAUUUUUUGCCUCUUUAUGACUAUCCAGCUGUGAGAGACAGGAGUUUGGAGUUGCCCGCUUUACUUUGGGUGGGAGUGGGGGGCUGUUUUUUUUCUUUUCUUUUUUAAGAAUUGGGUUUUCUUUUUUAAUUAUCCAAACACUGGGCAGCUUCCUCCCCCACACCUAACUAUUUGCACAAUAUUUGUGCGGGGUAUGGGGGUGGGUUUUUAAAUCUCGCUUUUCUUGGACAAGCACAGGGAUCUUGUUCUCCUCAUUUUUGGGGGGUACGUGGGGACUUCUCAGGACGUGUCCCCAGCCUUCUGUGUAGUCCCUUCUGCCCUGCCGGGCCCGUCGGGAGGCGCCAUGGCUCGGAUGAACCGCCCGGCCCCGGUGGAGGUGAGCUACAAACACAUGCGCUUCCUCAUCACCCACAACCCCACCAACGCCACGCUCAGCACCUUCAUCGAGGACCUGAAGAAGUACGGGGCCACCACCGUGGUGCGCGUGUGUGAAGUGACCUAUGACAAAACGCCACUGGAGAAGGACGGCAUCACAGUCGUGGACUGGCCGUUUGACGACGGGGCGCCCCCGCCCGGCAAGGUAGUGGAAGACUGGCUGAGCCUGGUGAAGGCCAAGUUCUGUGAGGCCCCCGGCAGCUGCGUGGCUGUGCACUGCGUGGCGGGCCUGGGCCGGGCUCCAGUCCUUGUGGCGCUGGCCCUCAUUGAGAGUGGGAUGAAGUAUGAGGAUGCCAUCCAGUUCAUCCGCCAGAAGCGCCGUGGAGCCAUCAACAGCAAGCAGCUCACCUAUCUGGAGAAAUACCGGCCCAAACAGAGGCUGCGGUUCAAAGACCCACACACGCACAAGACCCGGUGCUGUGUCAUGUAGCUCAGGACCUUGCCCGGGCCUGGUUGCCCUGCCCAGCCCUGCUCUGCCCAGCCCAGCAGGGGCUCCAGGCCUUGGCUGGCCCCACAUCGCCUUUUCCUCCCAGACGCCUCCGCACACUUGUGUCCGAGGAGCCCCCGGCCCGU
This is a messenger RNA of Rhinopithecus roxellana (golden snub-nosed monkey), 1910 nucleotides long. It is a transcript of the gene PTP4A3, whose product is annotated as protein tyrosine phosphatase 4A3. The record is from RefSeq and is a predicted model, not a curated record. The coding region runs from base 1246 to 1767 and encodes 173 amino acids. The transcript has 6 exons. Lineage: Eukaryota; Metazoa; Chordata; Mammalia; Primates; Cercopithecidae. Gene Ontology annotation, cellular component: nucleus. Gene Ontology annotation, biological process: endothelial cell migration; protein dephosphorylation. Gene Ontology annotation, molecular function: protein tyrosine phosphatase activity.